Molecule: messenger RNA, 1482 nt
Organism: Galeopterus variegatus (Sunda flying lemur)
Lineage: Eukaryota; Metazoa; Chordata; Mammalia; Dermoptera; Cynocephalidae
Gene: CAMLG
Product: calcium modulating ligand
Exons: 4
Coding region: 141-1031 (296 amino acids)
Biological process (GO): tail-anchored membrane protein insertion into ER membrane
Cellular component (GO): GET complex
Source: RefSeq, a predicted model, not a curated record
ACCGGGGGGUGGGUUUUUACUGAGACGAGGACGUGCGCCGUGAGGCCGAGCUCAAGUCGUCGGCGCCGCGGUUGCCUCCGCUGCCUCCGCUCCCGCCGUCAGCACCACCGCCACACCACUCCCAGACAGUGGAGGGGAGGAUGGAAUCCGUGACCGUCGCUACCGACGGCGGGGACAGGCCGGCGGUCCCGGCAGGCUCAGGCCUGUCAGCUUCCCAGCGUCGCGCGGAGCUGCGGCGGAGAAAGCUGCUCAUGAACUCGGAACAGCGCAUCAACCGGAUCAUGGGCUUUCACAGGCCCGGGAGCGGCGCCGAAGAAGAAAGUCAAACAAAAUCAAAGCAGCAGGACAGUGAUAAACUGAACUCCCUUGGCGUUCCUUCAGUUUCAAAGCGAGUAGUGCUGGGUGAUUCAAUUAGUUCAGGAACAACUGACCAGCAGGGUGGAGUGGUCGAGAUAAAGGGGACCCAACUGGGAGACAAAUUGGACUCUUUCAUUAAACCACCCGAGGGCAGUAAUGAUGUCAACCUUGAGCUUCGGCAUCGGAACAGAGAGGACCUGACAGCGGACACUGUCCAGAGGGGUUCUCACCAUGGUCUAGAACAGUACCUGUCCAGAUUUGAAGAAGCAAUGAAGCUAAGGAAACAGCUGAUUAGUGAAAAACCCAGUCAAGAAGAUGGAAGUUCAACAGAAGAAUUUGACUCUUUUCGAAUAUUUAGAUUGGUGGGAUGUGCUCUUCUUGCUCUUGGAGUCAGAGCUUUUGUUUGCAAAUACUUGUCCAUAUUUGCUCCAUUUCUUACUUUACAACUUGCGUACAUGGGACUAUACAAAUAUUUUCCCAAGGGUGAAAAGAAGGUAAAGACAACAGUACUAACAGCUGCUCUUCUGUUAUCUGGAAUUCCUGCUGAAGUGAUAAAUCGAUCAAUGGAUACCUAUAGCAAAAUGGGCGAAGUCUUCACAGAUCUCUGUGUCUACUUUUUCACUUUUAUCUUUUGUCAUGAACUGCUUGAUUAUUGGGGCUCUGAAGUACCAUGAAGCCUGUAGAACUCAGAAGAAGCUUACAUAUUGCAGUGUCUCUAAAGGAGGCAAAUUGGUUUACACCUUUAUGGAAUUCUUUUACUUUAUAGAGGUUGUAAAACCACUCUAUUAGGAAUGAAACGGCAGUUCCCCUGAUUUAAAAGGGUUGAGUUUGUAUUAGUACUGAUAUGAAGAAUAGAAUACCAGUACCAUUAAUUGGUUUUUCUUGUUUAAUUAAAAUCCCUACUUGAUACCUUUCCCCUAACUUCUCAGAUUUGUAAUUCCUCUUUUGGGGGCCGAACUAGUGCUUUUAGGAGAGCAGAUGAACAUGGUCUCAGCCAGCCUUAAGGACUGCUUCUUGUAUGUGUGUUGUUCUGUUCUGAGAAAUGAAGCCAUCUUAAAAAUAAAAUGAAAGAAACUGAAGUCUGCACAUUUCAAUUUAAGGGCUGAAUAAAGUAGCUAAUCUUUU